AUGCUCGGUCGCGGUAUUGCGCGUGGUGGUGUAUUGAAGAAGCACGGGUCACUUGCCAAUAACCUACCGAGAAAAUAUUAA
Messenger RNA from Fusarium pseudograminearum CS3096, 81 nucleotides. RefSeq lists its product as uncharacterized. The transcript is spliced from 4 exons. NCBI's taxonomy places the organism in Eukaryota, Fungi, Ascomycota, Sordariomycetes, Hypocreales, Nectriaceae. The record is from RefSeq and is a predicted model, not a curated record. The coding region runs from base 1 to 81 and encodes 26 amino acids.